AUGUCCGACGACGAGGUUCAGACGAAAGUCGGCGACCUGUCCAACGUCAUGACUGCAACGCUGGAAUACAAGAUUCUUCCGCGGCUGCACCCGCUGUCUGGCAUGGCCUCCCUCCUUUUAUCAAGCUCUAGACUUACUGUUUACCACCUGAAGUUGCUAAAGGUUCUCGAGAAAUCAACUGCUGAUAUCAUGGCAACGUCCAUCAAUGUUCUCGACUACAUUGUAGCUGAGGCGGAAACCUUCCAAACUCUUGCUUACGUCUUCGACCAUAGUUUUGAGAAGGGUUUGGGAAUCGAGGUGUACAUAAACGCUAACGCCAUCCGAGCCACUCGGGACCAGGAAAAUUCCGAUCUCUUUCGUCCCUACGACAUACAUGUCGAGGUGAAGGGUUUGGGCGUGUGCAUGGAGAAUCAGAAGGCACAAAUGAUGGUAAACGCGAAAGGCCUGAUGGACAGGCUCCUUCUUCCCGUCCAUUCGAGCGUUCUCAUCGAACUCAUUAUCCGGGGCUGCAGAGAAAUAUCGAUGAAAUGUGCUGAAAACCUACAGACGGGGCCCUCCAAGCCAGCUGUUCAGCGGUUGCACGAGGUCACGUCGGAGGAAGCCAUGCCGCACAGCGGCCUGGACGUCGUGACAAAGCAGGGAACCAUCCUGAAACGCGAGGCAAAGCAGGCCGGCUCCAUUCUACGCAUGUCUCGCGUUUGCACACCACGAGAGAGAAGCCAAGAAGAUCAAAAUUCCGUUGUAUCACCACGAAACCAGCCCAGCAGGGAAAGUUCCGUCCCCGCGCAAUUCGAACCUACGGAAGAGGGUAGUGCUGACGAUGAACGCGCCUCAGCCGCGCUAGAGCGAAGCGACGUGAACACGGAGAACGAGGCCCGUCUCCUGCAAAUAGCCAACCCUGAGUUAUCCAACCUGUUCCCACAGCGCGACGUCAUCCCUGUAUGCCUCUAUCCCGACGUUAACCGCGUCAUUUCUGCUAUCGAUGCUGUCGGCGUAUCUACAUCAGUCGACGACAUCUCUGGCGCGAUAGCUGAGGAGUCUCAGCCUGAGGGACUCGUUCGGGCGCGAUGCUUCGUUGAUGAGUACGACGUCUCUUUGGCUCUUGCUCGAUAUUACCAAGGCCUGCCGGAGACAGGACCACCAGAAGAGCCUCCGCCUCCCGCGACUUUCAUGAGGAAAGCCGAUGGUUCUGGAGAGCAGAGCGAGGCUGACACGGGCGGAAGUGCCAAGUGCCGAUGCACUGCGGAGUGUCGCAUUAUCAACGGACACAUCUCUGUUCAUUUCCGCAACGUGGAAUCCGCGCAGGCGUACUUCAACCUGGUUUCCAAAGCCGCCCGAGAGGGUGAACCGUUGACGAUGCACCGGCUGCUAGACUGGGACUUCCACGUCCUUACUUUGCCUCCAGCGAGUGCUGUUCUAGUUACCAGGGACUUGUUGACGCAGUUUGCGCUGAAGGCCAACAUGGACAUUCCCGGAGAAAUUAUCAUGGCCUUCUCCGUGGCCAUAUUCAAAAACUACCGACCAAAUCCGUACCACAACUUCUACCAUGCCUUGAACGUCGCACAGGUUCUGUGUCUGCUGCUCGCCCUCCCUGAUGUAGCAGUCCAGUUCACGCCAAUCGACUAUCUCGUGCUGUCUGUGGCUGCUCUGGGGCACGACUUGGGACACCCAGGCGCGAACAACCUGUUCAUGACUAGAUUCGACUGCUGGCCUUCGAGGAUAUACCAGAAUGUGUCAGUCCUAGAGAAUUACCAUGCAGCGAGCCUGUUUCAGAUUCUCAGGCACCCCGGAUUCAACGUGUUUUGCUCCGUCUCGGCCACCAACUUCGCCCCGAUCCGGAAGCGCAUCAUAAGCGCAAUUUUGUGGACAGAUAUGGCCAAACACUUUGACGUCGUGGCCAAGUUGCAGGCGAAGAUUCAAGGGGAAAUGGUGCUUACUGAGGGAAUUAUCGUCACCUUAACGAAACCCUAUCUGGAAGGCCUGCUCUUGCAUGCCGCUGACAUCAGCAAUCCGAUGAUGGACUUCGAGCUUUGCCGGGACUGGGCCUUCCGGGCAUGCGACGAGUUCUACCAGCAGAACAAAAUGGAAGAAAUGGGAGGUUUCCCUCCCUCCAUGCCGAACUUCCAGCACUUUGACGAGUACAACGUAGCCAAGUGCCAAGUUGGCUUCAUCGGUAAAGCGACGAAAACGAUAAACUCUGCAGGGGACAGCAAAGAACGCUGUCGCUUCUGA
This is a messenger RNA of Neospora caninum, 2232 nucleotides long. Its product is annotated as putative high-affinity cGMP-specific 3',5'-cyclic phosphodiesterase 9A. NCBI's taxonomy places the organism in Eukaryota, Apicomplexa, Conoidasida, Eucoccidiorida, Sarcocystidae. The coding region runs from base 1 to 2232 and encodes 743 amino acids. Gene Ontology annotation, biological process: signal transduction. The transcript is spliced from 13 exons. Gene Ontology annotation, molecular function: 3',5'-cyclic-nucleotide phosphodiesterase activity. The record is from RefSeq and is a predicted model, not a curated record.